Trichomonas vaginalis G3 is the source of this 615-nucleotide messenger RNA. RefSeq lists its product as uncharacterized. Bases 1 to 615 code for a protein of 204 amino acids. Lineage: Eukaryota; Parabasalia; Trichomonadida; Trichomonadidae. The record is from RefSeq and is a predicted model, not a curated record. The transcript has a single exon.
AUGUUCUUUGCCUUUCUUUUAAAUCAAGCGAAAAGCUAUAACCAAAUUCUUCUUAAAGAUCCAAAGAAACACCGAAGAGUUUUGCAUCCAAUUACUAAUGACAAUAUUCCAUUGGGUAUUAUUAAUCAAAAAGUUGAAAAUCUUGAAAGAGAUUACUCCACAGGUGAUCUAAAUUCAAUUGUUGAUCAAAUUUCUAACGAGUUCAAUCUUGAAAGGAAUAGAGUUCAGAAUUAUUUUAUUCUUUGCAAAUGGAGUUCAUAUUCCAAACAACUUUUUAACAGGAUUGAUUUUAAUGCGCAAGAAGAAGGCUAUAGAGUUGUAAUAUUGGCCGGAACUGUUAUCAAAAUUACCAAAACAAAUGGAGUUUUCACUGUAAAUUGUCGCAUGGCAAAAUCUUCCUGCAACCUUCAUAAUAACAAGAAAUUACAAGAAUUUAUUAAUUUUCAAAAGGAUUCUGUUGCAAUUCCUAUUCCAGCAUUAUAUGAAUUUGCUUAUAAACAUAAGAUGUUCUAUAAUAAACCAUGGGAACCACUUUCGCCGCAAGAGAUUACUAAUAUCUAUAACGAGUUGAAUAGCAAAAUUGAAGGACUCGUUAAUACUUAUAAAAACAUUUAA